This is a messenger RNA of Exophiala oligosperma, 2113 nucleotides long. RefSeq lists its product as uncharacterized. Gene Ontology annotation, biological process: regulation of DNA-templated transcription; DNA-templated transcription. The transcript has 3 exons. Gene Ontology annotation, cellular component: nucleus. Bases 47 to 1966 code for a protein of 639 amino acids. NCBI's taxonomy places the organism in Eukaryota, Fungi, Ascomycota, Eurotiomycetes, Chaetothyriales, Herpotrichiellaceae. The record is from RefSeq and is a predicted model, not a curated record. Gene Ontology annotation, molecular function: DNA-binding transcription factor activity, RNA polymerase II-specific; transcription cis-regulatory region binding; zinc ion binding.
AUCACCUUCUCGUGCGCUUACAUCUAGGUCUGUCCUCCGGAUCGCAAUGGAUGCCGACAUAGAGGUCGGCUCGUCCGCCGCACAGGCUUUGCGGGAGUCCUUUGGUGAUCGAAAACCCAUCGAUAUCAGCCGGAAAAUCACUGCCUGUGUGGCCUGCCGGAAACAGAAAAUCAAAUGUCACAUGACAGACGGGACACCGCCGUGUACGCGAUGUAGGAAGAGAGGAUUGUCUUGCGUGGUGAAUCGAAGCCUACAGAUGCUCUUGGAGGGCGACGUGGCCUGGAAGGCCAACAUCGAGCAGAAGCUACGACAACUGGAGGACAACAUCGGCAGACUCAACCGACAAUGCAAUGUUUCUGGGUCGACCAGUUCGACGUACGUUAGUCCUCAGGAAAACAAUACCCCGGCUCAAAUCCAGUCAACAACUUCGGGAGGAGUCAUGGCAGCCCCGACACAGCAUCACCAUCCACAGGAGAAGCAACAAAACGAGCAAGGCUGGGAAGUUGUGAUGGACUUGAACAGAGGCCCCGGGGUCGUUCCCGCGUCGGUGGUCUCUGAGGUUUCUGACGCUUCGCCGAGUGCCUUCCGGAGCCAAAUGGCUGGUGAUUUCGACAUCAUAGAUUGCGGGGUCAUCAGCAUGGUCGAUGCCGAGUCCUUCUUUACGCUAUACUAUCAACGCCUGGAUCAUUUCCUUUACAGAAUUUUGGACGAGCAUGACUCAUUGUCGAGUGUCAGGAAGAGCUCACCUCUUCUCACUGCCGCAAUCUGUGCAGUCGGAGCUCUUCAUACGCCCUCCUCGCACUAUCAAGCAUGCUACCAACACUUUGUCAAUUUGGCUUCGACGAGGAUGUUCUCCAAGAGGAACAACCAUGAUGACGUGAGGGCUCUCUGCAUCGGUGCUUUUUGGUUGAGUGACAUCUCGUGGACGUUGGUUGGCACAGCCGCCCGUCUUGCUGGAGAACUGAACCUACACCGAUGUAUACCCAAAGCGCCGCAUGAGAAAAAGGCUUGCUACCUCCGCACCCGCCUUUACUACCUCGUCUUUGUUUGCGAUCAUCACUUCUCGAUCACGUACGGGAGGCCACCAUUGACCCGCGACUUCAGCUCUGUCACUCCGCCCAGCGAAUUUCUCAAAUCCGAAUUUGCCACCGAGGAAGACUCUCGACUUGUCAGCCAGGUCGAAGUCUGGACCAUCACCACUCGCGUCUUUGACCAGUUCAGUCUUGACCCGGAAGCUCACUUGUCCGAGCAAUUGACCCCUCACAUUCGCAGACUGAGUAUCGCCUUGGACACGUGGAGAGCGGACUGGCAGGAACGGUUUGGCUACAACUCUUCGGUCGGGAACUAUCCACGGAAAGGAGUGGGUUUACAUUAUCACUUUGCAAAACUAUAUCUCUGUUCCCACGUGUUCCGGCGGGCCCCUUCUCCCAACGACGAACAAGUCCAACUUGACUCGGACCUGGAAGAGUUUGCAAACAUGGCCAUUCAUUCUGCAACAUCAAUCCUGGCCGUGAUCGUCGCAGAUCAGGAAAUACAGUCCUACCUCCAAGGACUGCCUGCCUAUUUCGACACCAUGAUCGCAUUUGCAUUUGUUUUCCUAUUAAAAGUCACCAUCAAAAACCCCCUGAGUCUCAGAAUCGACAAAGAACCCAUCAUGGAGACCCUGGACAGCCUGGUAAAAGUGCUAAAGAACAUUACAGCAAGCAUGCACCCUCGCCAUUUGUUGACCAGUAUCGCGAGCAGCAUGCAAAAGCUUCUGGAGCGCUUCUCACACCGGCCUCCUAUACCAGAAGGAGAUGUUUCAGCACAGCCUGUGGUUCCUUCCGGCCCCUCCGUUUCCUUCGAUCCAGACACCCAAUGGUUGAGUCCAACGGACGCGAUGUUUCUUGAGAAUUACGACUUUUUGUACUCUCCUGGCGCUGAAUUCAACUUCGAUCUAGACUUGAACGCAAUGCAGACACAUUGAGCUUUGCAAACAGCUCAGUAGUUCAGAAGGACGUCGAAGAUGUCGUAGUUGUGCCACUGUCGAUCACCAGUCUGGUCCUUGGUUGGCAAAGACCUCAGCAGGGGAAUUUGUUGCUCAGAAAGGCCGCCGUGCGAUCGGAGUCGAUGA